Molecule: messenger RNA, 2652 nt
Organism: Schizosaccharomyces japonicus yFS275
Lineage: Eukaryota; Fungi; Ascomycota; Schizosaccharomycetes; Schizosaccharomycetales; Schizosaccharomycetaceae
Product: transcription factor Thi5
Exons: 1
Coding region: 1-2652 (883 amino acids)
Biological process (GO): regulation of transcription by RNA polymerase II; regulation of DNA-templated transcription; DNA-templated transcription
Cellular component (GO): nucleus
Molecular function (GO): DNA-binding transcription factor activity, RNA polymerase II-specific; zinc ion binding; DNA binding
Source: RefSeq, a predicted model, not a curated record
AUGCCCGCAAAUGACAGUUUUGCGACACGCAAACUGGUUUUGGACGUCAAAACACAACAACGGAAGGCGAGGAGACGCGUUCCCGCUGAUCAUCGCCAGCGAGUGCGCAAAGCUUGCCUGAAUUGUCGUGCCAAAAAGAUUCGUUGCGAUGGCUGCUUACCCUGUCAAGUUUGUAUUUCAGCAAAUCUGGAAUGCAAAUAUCCUACAGAGCAGCGCGCUCUGCCGCCUUCGCGACAGUAUUUAGAGGAGCUUUUGGAGCGCCAACGAUGUCUAGAGUACUUGAUGAGUAUUUUGUGUCCAGACGUUUCAUUGGAAACGGCUGAUAUGUUGCGCUUGUGUCAUUCCAUCAACGACGCUGUCAAGGAAAGUUCGCCAACUGUUGCUGGAGUCCCCGAAAAUGACAAGAUUCCGUCAAAAUCGCCAUCAACGGCACCUACCUCAACACUUUCCUCUGCUGCGAUGGCUGCUGCCACUGGUCUUGUGCGACCUGCUUUUUUGUCACCCUUUUUGCUUUCAGGUGAACGGCCUGCUGUUGCCGCCUCAAAUGUAGAGAGUCUGCCGUCUGGUUACUCGGUAGAGGAUCGUGUUCUUGCUUCGGUCCAUAGCGCUUGUGCUGUCUACUCAAAUCAACAAAAGCUUGCGGCAGCGAAAUCGCUGUACGAGCAAUCUUCACAACAGCAAAACUCUUCCCGAAGGAACGCCCAAAAAGACACGGGUGUUGCAACAUGUUCUUCGACUUUUGCGCUAACGUUUCGUCGUAUCUUACAUCAAUUCAAUCGCCCUUCAUUAGAUAUACCAUUAUCACCUGAAACACCCUCAGCACUCUCUCCGUUUUCGGCAGUUCAUACAGUGCCGCCGUUUUUGCACCAUAUGGCCGCUUCUGCGCUGUCUCUUCUUCCAAAGGCACAAGACGCCUACACGCUUGCAAAUGCAUUUUUCCAGCGUUUCCAGGGUCCCUUAUACUUUUAUCCUACAUCGCUAUUUUUUGCCCGUUAUGACAUUCUUGUUUCUGCCACCAUUCCUGUUGAAUCUUUGGACUUGGGCUUUCUUGUAAUCGCCCUUUUGAUUCUUGGUUUGGGACAAAUGGCCCUUCAUGACAUCAACAAUGCUUACCCUUCUCUCAUUAAUCUUCCUCAGUUGUUCCAGACUGCAAGUCACUUGCUCUCUGGCUUAAUUAAUGAUUGUUACACCGUAACAACUGUGCAGGCACUUUUGCUUUACGGCCUUUAUCAUCUUCAAUCGGCGAGGCUUGAAAUGUGUCAUGGAUUUUUGGGAUUUGCCUCUCAUAUUUCUGACUCUAUCGGGCUUUAUCAACGAUUCUCUCCCUCCAAUACUGAUGAGACGGCUGUACGAGAGAUAUGUUCGCGGCUAUACUGGACAAUGCACUGCAUGUACGGAUUUCUUUAUCAACACAAAGGCAUUUCGCCGUCUUUGCGGACUCCAAUUGAUGUUGACGAAAUGCUUGAUACUCCCUCUAUGAGCGUUACGGCUGCUUCAACACCUAAGGACAUGAUCACGGUAUCAAAUGCGACAUCCUCAAAACGCAAUCAUGCAUUGCCCAGUUUUGUUCCACCCUUCCCCACGGUACUCCAGCGCUUAGAGGUUGCUCAUCUACCAACAAACGUUUUCCAUCUGCGUGCGUUUAUUCAACUUAUGCUGUUAUCCACCUGGGCGUGUGAUCGCCUCUAUGGGAUCCUUGCACCCCUGGCCGAUGAGACGGCUGACUUGGUCAGGAUGCGACAGGGAUUACAACGUUUACCGGAAGUCGCCAGUGAAAUACGGAAGCGUUUGCACAAAUGGCGCUUGGGCCUGACACAUCGACAGCUGAGUGGCUGUCACGAUCCUGAUGAUUGUCAUUUUGGUCCAAACGUUCUUUUAAAAACAAUGUUUCAUUUCUCUAUCAUCCACAGCUCUCGCCUUUUAUUACUGGCUAAAUUUCAUUUAUGCUUGAAUUGUCCAGCUGAGGUUCUCCCUCAGCGUUAUCCCCCUGAAUUUGAAGAAGGCGUGGAAGCAUGUGUUGACUCGGCCACCGAGCUCGUGUCAGAAUUCGCUGAGAUGGAACAUGUAAAUCGGCUACAGUGCAAUUCCUUCACGACCUAUGAAUGUCUUUUUGCGGCAACCAGUGUCCUAUUUCUUCAUGAAUACAUCUCUCGCAUCGAAUGUCCAACGUUGCAGACGGCCCUUCGACUACUCAAUCUGGUUGGACGCAAGUGCCCAGAUACUGUUGGCAAAACUGCGCUGCUCUUAAAUAUGUUCAGGGAAGUUCAGCCUGUGCCACAGGCUGCCCCCGUAGUCCCUACGUGGGACAAACCAAUAGAGAAGACGGAAAUGGGUUAUAAGGCAUGGAUCCAAUGGGUCAAUGAGUUAUCCAGCAAUGGAAGCUUCUACUUGGGUCAAGACCUAACAUGUAAUACACAAAGCCGUGGUUCUCCCGGCUCCGCAGCUCAGCCUGCGGCAAUUAUUGAACCUAAGGAAGGAUUGUUGGCUACACGAGAGUCCUCAGAAUCGUCGUCGGAACCGGUCUUGAAUUCCGAAAUUCUUCAACCCGCCGCCCCUAUGUACAAUUUCCAGGGUACGGAUUUUUCUUUACCAUUCAUGAGUUGGGCCGAAGUUGUACAUCAUCAGGAGCAAGGCGGAACAAAAUUUCCAUAG